Messenger RNA from Engraulis encrasicolus (European anchovy), 1403 nucleotides. RefSeq lists its product as uncharacterized. Gene Ontology annotation, cellular component: exocyst. Lineage: Eukaryota; Metazoa; Chordata; Actinopteri; Clupeiformes; Engraulidae. The transcript has 8 exons. Gene Ontology annotation, biological process: exocytosis; exocyst localization. Gene Ontology annotation, molecular function: SNARE binding. Bases 57 to 1403 code for a protein of 448 amino acids. The record is from RefSeq and is a predicted model, not a curated record.
UCUCGCCCAAGAAAGAAGGAAGUGUAUGGAAUCAGCUGGGUGUGAGCUGUGGACAAAUGCAGCCGGAUGAGAAGAGAGGAAGAGAAGGAGAGCUGGAGAAAGAAGAGAGGAGAGAAGCAGAGGAUGAACAGAAGAAAGAAGAGAAGAGAGAGCUCCUCGGAGAGGAGAAAGAGAGGAGAAGAGAAGCAGCGGACAUAGAGAAGAGAGAGAGGGGGAGAGAGGUGUUAGAGUUGAAGAGAGGAGAGGACGCAGGAGAAAGGAGAGGGGAGGAGGAAGAAGGAGGGAAGAGGAAGAGAGGAGAGGAGGAUGAAGAAAAGAGGAAGAGAGGAGAGGAGGAUGUAGAGAACAGGAGAGGAGAGGAUGAUGAAGAGAAGGGGAGGAGCGGAGGAGAGGAUGAAGAGAAGAGGAGAAGAGGAGAGGAUGAUACAUCCACUGGAAUCGGCAGCACGGACUCCGAGUGUGUGCCUCCUGAGGACUGGGGCUGGGAGUGCCUGGUGGUCCUGCGUGACCUGCUGACGGACCGGAGCGUAGUGGAGGCCAAGAGAGAACAGCAGCGCACCCUACAGGUGUGGAGAGGCAUGAACACUGUGGAGGUAGAGCAGCAGCAGCGCUCCCUACUGGUGUGGAGAGGCGUCAACACUGUCGGGGGGCAGCAGUGGGGCGGUUACCCCACCUUAUGGAUUAAAGAUGUCCAGGAGACGGUGCGGCGAGCAGCCUGGGACCACUUCCCCUCCCUGCCACCAGAGGGCGCCACACAACAGGAGCUGCACACCUACCUCCACCUCAUACAGGAAGUGCUGACGGGGGAGCUGCUGCGAUUGGCUCCCCUGCUCAGGGAGGCGGGACUUCUGGCUGCUGUGAUUGACAGCUACCACGUCCAUACAAUGAGCCAGCUGGAGCGGCUGCUGCAGAGAGAACUGGACUCAGAUCAGCUGUUCAUACUGCUGAGGUGGACACUCAAGACAUACCUGAGCACUGUGCUGGCUCAUCCUGAUAUUGCUGCUGACGUGGCUGACGUGUCCGUUCUGGACGUGAUGCGACUGGGGGAGUGGCUACACAACGCCAAGAGCAAAACACUAGACACCACACAGGAGUAUGUUGAGCGUUUUCUGGAGCGUGUGCUGGACAAGGAGGAAGAGGAGGGACUGUCAUGUGACCAGGGUGAUGAGGAGGCCUUCAUCAGGAUACACCAGGAUGUCACACAGUGUCUGGGUGAUGUAUCUGAGAAGGCUGCUGACGUCAGUCCUUUCAUGAAGAGGGACGUGAACACUGUGUGUUUGAUUCAGCUCUACUCCUUCACACUAAGGUUUGCAGCGCUGGAGGUAAAGCGCAUGAAGCGCAUGACGGGUGCGGAAGACGGAAGGAUAAGGAACCUGUUCAGAACCCUCAGAACUCUCAGGUGA